AUGUCCGCUGCCUCUGCCGCCACCGCCGCCACCGCCAAUGCCGCCUCCCUCGUCACGAUGGAUGAGGUGCUCACCGUCGCUGGGCGCGUCGCCGCUGUGCUCCGAACCGACCUGGGCGAGCGCACGAGGCUGGAUCUCGAUGGACCGCUGAUGGAAUACCUGGCGGCGUUUUGGGGCAGGGUGGUAGUGACCGUAGACGCGGGUCAGAUGGUCUCCAUACCGCCUCUCGUCGCGUCUGCCUUGGAGCAGCUUGUGAACCCCAACGGCUUCACGUCCACAGCGAUUGCAGAGGACGACGAGCUCAUUGGGAACCUGCUGCCGCGUGAGUUCAUCGCGCACAUGGAUUUUGAGGGUGUGGCGGACAGAGAGACGGAGUGGUGGAUGCAAGGGGACGCCUCUUCGUCCGCAGCGGCCGCAGGUGCCCAAGAAGCGGGUCCCAGUGACGCCCAGAUGAAGGAAGCGGCGGCCCCUCAAGAAGCGGGUCCCAGCAGCGCAGACGCAGACCCAGAGGCGCCUCUGGAAGAAACGGACGGGAAGACCAAAAAGCGGCCGGCCACGCCAAGCGAGGGCAAGAAGCAGAAGAAGCGGGCCCGCAAGGAACUGAAAUCAGCGGCAAUGGUGGAAUCGUCCGGUGAAGAAGAAACACCCCUUCCAAAGGGCGCAAAGGGUAAGGCCCCGGCAAAUGCAAGGCAGCGCGUCGCCCAGAAGACCAGCGGCCCCCAGAAGUCGAAGAAGUCGCUCCCCGUGGCGUACAAGUCGCCCCAUGAGAAGAUGCAGCCCGACUCGCUGAUUGAUGCGGUCGUUCAAUGUGAUCACUGCCGGCAGAACAACAGAGACUGCCAGUACAAGGUCAGCAGGACCGGUUCGCUGCCCGGGCGUUGCGAGGGAUGCGCGAAGCAGCAGACCGCCUGCAGCCUCGCCCCGCGCUACGUCAAUGGGCAAUCGCUCAGAAACACCAGUGCUGGGCAAAUGGCGCAGAAGUGGCGUGACUGGGCCAGGGCGCGGAAGGCGGCGGAUCUCCCGGUUCCGGAACUGGCGAUCCUCCACGAUGGACCCCAGGGCGCGGAGGACUGGGUCGUUGACCUUGAGACCUGGGACGGCAAGACUGCCACCGUGGCGAAGCAUCUGCAGGACUGGGUCGCCUAUCGCACCAAAAUGCGGCUGGCCGGGCGCCACAUCAAGGCCUUCAAGGCCAAGGACUUCAUCGACUUGACCGUCGAGAAGCAGGAUGGCGCGGAGCCGCCCGUCUUUGACUUGACAGGUGAGGCCCAGGAUACGACAGAGCCGCCCGUCGAUCCCAAGGACAACGACGUGGAGAUGUUAGAGCCCGGCGAGGCGGACGCGAAGGAAGGAGCGGAUGGGACGGAAGCAGCGGGGCUGAAGGAAGCAGCGGGGCACACGGCCGCAGCGGGGCCGACCGAAGCAGCGGGGCUCACGGAAGGAGCGGGCCUCACGGAAGGAGCGGGGCUAACCGAAGGAGCGGGGCUCACGGAAGGAGCGGGGCUCACGGAAGGAGCGGGUCCGACCGAAGCAGCGCGGCCCACGGAAGCAGCGCGGCCCACGGAAGCAGCGGGACCAACGGAAGCAGCGCCGGUCGAAGGAGCGGGCGGCAAGGUGGCCACUCCAGCCAAAGAAGCGGCACCUGGGGCUGGGCCGGUGGGCAAGGAAGUGGACUCCGUGGGCGAGGUCCCGAUGGACCUGGACAAGCCUGACCAGUUCCCCGGGUUCCAGGCACUCAACGAGCGCGAGGGCAGCGGAAGCGGCGUGCACGACGCUGAAGACCGGCGCAGUCUAGAGAGCGACAACGAGCUGGGGUCCACCACCUUGGACCCGAAGAUGAAGUGGAAGGAGGCCUACGUCAGCCUCGUCCAACUGCUCAGGGCAGAGAAGAAGGAUCGCGACGCGCUUGCCGCUCGCGUCGAAGUGCUCGAGCAGGCCAACGCCGCUCUUCAGCAGCGGGCCGUCAACGCUGAAGAGGACCUCAACUCGGCGAUGAGCGGGCUUGCGGAGUUGGACGAGGUAGUCGAGGGAGUCAAGGAAAGACUCGACGCCUAUUCCACUAGGGUGGAUGGGCAGGUCCGGCGAGUCGAGCGGCGGCUCGACGCUCAUUCCACCGGGUUGGGGGCGCUCACCUCGGAACAGGAGGGUAUGCGCAAGUACCUCAACACCCUCAGCACGCUCAAGGAGCGAAUGUCCGUGAUGUCGGAGUCGUUCAAGACUUCGAUGGAGGCAACGGUGAGGCGGGCUGAGGAGAUUGAUGAGCGCGCCCAGGAGCGGAUGCGCGCGUUGGAGACCAUGGUGCAGCAACAACGGCGGCACCCCACCAUGGUCGAGCAAGAAUGGCUGCAGAUCCCCGUGCAGGAGCGCGCGACGCGGGUCCAUAGGUACCUGCCAGAAAGCCUGGCGCCGCGAAUCCAACCGCCUACGAAGCCGGCGGGGACGCUUGUUCGACCUCCCCUCUCCCUUGCGCCGUUGAACUUCAACCCGGCCACGCCUCUUCCGCGCAAGACCCGUACGCCGACUGGUCCGCCGAUACCCGGUCCGUCAACGGCUGGUCCAAGCCGCCCAUCAGACGUUGGCAAGAGCCCGUUUGAGCCGUCUUCUGAGGACGAAGAGGACGACGAGGAUCAGCUGGCGCGAGGUGAAGCAAUGGACGAGUCUGACUAA
Molecule: messenger RNA, 2667 nt
Organism: Rhodofomes roseus
Lineage: Eukaryota; Fungi; Basidiomycota; Agaricomycetes; Polyporales; Fomitopsidaceae
Exons: 6
Coding region: 1-2667 (888 amino acids)
Source: RefSeq, a predicted model, not a curated record